AUGAAAGCUGUAUUAUUAUCUGGUGUAUUUGCCGUCGUCGUCCUGAUGGUAGCGGGAGCCCCUGCUACCACAGAGGCGGAACUCCAGCAGACCAUGACCGAGCAACAAAUGGAGGACUUCCUCCGGGAGCGACGAACGCCAUAUCACGGUCAAGUGGUGUCAUCCUGCGGCCACUUACCCACGACGUCGUACGGAGGUGAAUCAUACAACCAUGGAUACCUACCACAUUCCGUGCCUCAUUACGGAUACCCAUCCCACUACCGCACCGUGGAAGACCCAGAAAUGAUGCAGUUUUCUGACAUGGACCACUUCAUGGCCGGCCAAAUGACCGGACAUGUUCCUAUGGCGAGACUAGGAGGAUACGGCGCUGCAGCUAGUGUUUCACCCAUCGCUGGUAUUGGAGGACGAGUGCUGAGUCAGGCGGGGGCUGGCACUGCCCUGGGCCUGUUCCCUAACGCGAACGUGGGAGGAUGCGGCGUGCCCCUAUUGUUCAGCUGCUCACCAUCAAUAGUGUCGGGCCAAUUGGUGCAGUCAGCUGCAGCUCAGAGCCACGCUGCCCCAGCCUACUCUGCUCCCACAAACUCCUACAGGAUGGUGGACGAACCAGUUCAGCAUCGCGCCCUUGAACAGCAUGAAGACCUACUCUCCCACGAGCAAGCCGCGAUGAACCACGAAACCAGUCAGGUUAUGCACCAAUGA
This is a messenger RNA of Spodoptera exigua (beet armyworm), 699 nucleotides long. Lineage: Eukaryota; Metazoa; Arthropoda; Insecta; Lepidoptera; Noctuidae. The record is from the annotation of a GenBank genome assembly.